UUUUUUUAGUUUGUAGAGUUGGUACGCUUAAAGUUUGCUGAGCAGCAGUGACUCGUAGAAUUUCAUUUGUUGGUUAGGCCUGUAUCAUUUUCUAUGGGUCAAAAUCAGUCGGCCGGUGGGGGCUCGGGGGGAGACAAAAAAGAUGAUAAGGAUAAGAAGAAAAAGUAUGAACCGCCCAUUCCAACACGUGUUGGAAAAAAGAAGAGAAGAACGAAGGGCCCAGAUGCAGCCACCAAACUUCCGCAAGUAACGCCCCAUACAAAAUGUAGGCUAAAAUUAUUGAAAUUGGAAAGGAUCAAGGAUUAUCUUCUGAUGGAGGAAGAAUUCAUCCGCAACCAGGAAAGACUGAAACCACAGGAGGAGAAAAAUGAGGAGGAGAGAUCUCGCGUGGAUGACCUGAGAGGAACUCCAAUGUCGGUUGGAACAUUGGAAGAGAUCAUUGAUGACAAUCAUGCGAUCGUCUCUACUUCGGUUGGAAGCGAACACUAUGUCAGCAUUCUCAGCUUUGUAGACAAGGAUCAGCUGGAGCCUGGGUGCUCCGUACUACUUAAUCAUAAGGUUCAUGCGGUUGUUGGUGUAUUAUCCGAUGAUACAGAUCCCAUGGUGACUGUGAUGAAACUUGAAAAGGCACCACAAGAAACCUACGCCGAUAUUGGAGGUCUCGACACUCAGAUUCAGGAGAUAAAGGAGUCAGUAGAACUGCCUCUGACUCACCCGGAGUAUUACGAGGAGAUGGGUAUAAAGCCGCCCAAGGGCGUCAUUCUGUACGGUCCCCCUGGCACCGGCAAAACCUUGCUAGCCAAGGCGGUCGCCAAUCAGACAUCCGCCACCUUCCUACGUGUUGUCGGAUCCGAGCUUAUCCAGAAGUAUCUUGGAGACGGCCCCAAACUGGUCCGCGAGCUGUUCAGAGUAGCCGAGGAGCAUGCGCCGUCGAUUGUGUUCAUUGACGAGAUCGACGCGGUGGGCACGAAGCGAUACGACUCCAACUCGGGUGGCGAACGUGAGAUUCAGCGAACCAUGUUGGAGCUGCUCAAUCAGCUUGAUGGAUUCGAUUCCAGGGGUGAUGUCAAGGUUGUAAUGGCCACCAACCGUAUUGAGACCCUGGACCCGGCGCUGAUUCGUCCCGGCCGCAUCGACCGUAAGAUUGAGUUCCCUCUGCCCGACGAGAAGACGAAACGGCGCAUCUUCAACAUCCACACUUCGCGCAUGACUCUCGCCGAAGGAGUCAACCUGGCUGAACUCAUUAAUGCCAAGGAUGAUCUGUCGGGGGCCGAUAUCAAGGCUAUCUGCACAGAGGCUGGAUUGAUGGCGUUGCGUGAGCGCCGUAUGAAGGUGACAAGUGAGGACUUCAAGAAGUCCAAGGAGAGUGUUCUCUAUAGAAAGAAGGAGGGAACCCCUGAGGGGCUAUAUCUCUAAAUUUGUGUUUCGUCUAACAUCUUUAUUGUCAUUCGUUUAUUUGCAUUUUGUGAAAUUAACAUUUCUAUUAAACUUUGCUGAAAAGUA
This is a messenger RNA of Nilaparvata lugens (brown planthopper), 1503 nucleotides long. RefSeq names its product 26S proteasome regulatory subunit 4 (gene Rpt2). The transcript has 9 exons. Gene Ontology annotation, cellular component: proteasome regulatory particle, base subcomplex. Gene Ontology annotation, molecular function: ATP binding; proteasome-activating activity; ATP hydrolysis activity. The record is from RefSeq and is a predicted model, not a curated record. The coding region runs from base 94 to 1416 and encodes 440 amino acids. Gene Ontology annotation, biological process: proteasome-mediated ubiquitin-dependent protein catabolic process. NCBI's taxonomy places the organism in Eukaryota, Metazoa, Arthropoda, Insecta, Hemiptera, Delphacidae.